AUGCGAACGCACCUGUGUUUGAGCGAGACGCCUGGACAGAAGCCCGGGAGCCUGCGGGAGCCGGGCAGUGCCGCCUGCCCCGAGCGACCCAGGUCUACAGGCCCAGCAGCUGCCCUGCGCCCGGGCAUAGGGCAGCCCGGACCCCCCGCCUUGAAGGUCAAGCAGUGCGGGGAGAGUGGCAGAGCCCAGGCAGCCCAGGCAGGGAGAGGUCUCUGCCAGGGCCCACGGUGCCAAUGCCAGGCCCCCGCCGACCGCCGGCGGGCAGCGCCCGUGGGGCUCCGACGCUGCCUGCAGGGCCCCCCAACCCCACAGCCCCCCAACAUCUGGGCUGGGAUUUGCGAGUCCCAGCAGCAGACUGUGUGCUCACCAGCUCCCACUCUUGCCCCCACCACUCUGCCUGCAGGGGCUUCCGGCCUGAAUGGGGCCACCCACCGGGGUCACUUGAAGCGAGCCCGCUGCCCAGCGCCGUGCCCAGAGAGGCUGCGAGACCGGGGGCGGGACCCCGAGGCGACCGCCGCUCGAAACGGAACGAUCUGCCAGGCCGGGGACUUCAGAUGCCAAGCUGGUCCCGGGCCGGCAGGAGGGCUGGUCACCGGGGCAGACAAGGCGAUCCUGGGGGGCCUGCUCUGGGGCCAGCUCCUGGCUGAGCUGGCUGAUACAUCUGUGGCCGUGGGCGUGCGGGGAGGCAGCCGUCUGGGGAAGCACCUCCGAGACGUGAUGGCGAAGAGGAUGACGGGCAGGAUCCGGCAGUACUGCACGAAGCGGCAGGCAGCCGGGGAGGAGCCCGGGCCGGGCGCCAUGCAGCUCCUGCUCAUCCCGGCCCCGCUGCGCCUGCCGCCGCCACUUGGUGGCGCUGCCGUGGAGGCGGGAGAGGCAGCCAGCCUUGUUGCGCCGCAGCUGGACGGCUCCUCCUCCAGGGUGGAGGGCAGGGUGGAGGGCGGAGGGGGCAUGCCUGGCAGCCUACGCGGCGGCUGGACCUGCCCGGAGGGGGGGAACCCCUGUCAUCGGGACCUGCCGGGGGCGCUACUGAGCUCCCCGGCGGCCGGCCGCAGGAGGGACCCAGCCACCAGCCGCCAGCGGGGCGCCGCUCCCCAGCUCGGCCUCCGGACGCACCCGCCCCGCGCAAACCCGCCGGACCCGCUCCCUCCUCGGCCCCCACCGACCCCCUCGCACCCCACGCCCGGCCCCGCGGCUCCCCUCGCCCCGCCCGCCCCUCGGCCCCUCCUCGGCCCGCGGCCGGCGUACGGGGUGACGCAACGCCGCGCCCGCCCCGCCCGCCCCGCGCCGCCGCCGCCGCCGGCCGGGCUCCAGGGGCCGCUAACGGUCCCGCGCCCCUCGGCGUCCGCCCGCCCGUCGCCCCCCGCCCCCCGCCCCCCGCCCGGCCGAGGCGGCGCCCGCGGGGCCGGCGCGAUGGGGGCGGCCGAGCCGCUGCGCUCGGUGCUGUGGGUGAAGCGGCAGCGCUGCGCCGUCAGCCUGGACCCCGCGCGGGCGCUGCUGCGCUGGUGGCCCAGCCCGGGGCCCGGAGCCGCCGUCCCCGGCGCGGGCGCCUGCUCCGUGCCCGUGGCGGAGAUCAUCGCCGUGGAGGAGACGGAGGGUCACGGGAAGCCCCAGGGCAGCGGGAAGUGGCAGAAGAUGGAGCCGCCCUUCGCUUUCACAGUGCACUGCGUGAGGAGGGCCCGGCGCCGCCGCUGGAAGUGCGAGCAGGUGACGUUCUGCGGUGCCGACGAGCAGCUGUGCCACCUGUGGCUGCAGACGCUGCGGGAGCAGCUGGACAAGCUGACCUGCAGACCGAAGCGCCUGCUGGUGUUCAUCAACCCGUUCGGAGGGAAGGGCCAGGGCCUGCGGAUCUACGAGCGGAAGGUGGCGCCGCUGUUCGCGCUGGCCGCCAUCUCCACCGAGGUCAUCGUCACGGAGCGAGCCAACCACGCCAAGGAGGCCUUGUAUGAGAUGAGCGUGGACAGCUACGACGGGGUCGUCUGCGUUGGCGGGGACGGCAUGUUCAGCGAGGUCCUGCACGGGCUGAUCGGCAGGACGCAGAGGAUGGCCGGCGUGGACCAGAACGAGCCCCGGGCGGCGCUGGUGCCCUGCCCGCUGCGCAUCGGCAUCAUCCCCGCAGGGUCCACAGAUUGUGUGUGUUACUCCACCGUCGGCAUCAACGACCCAAAGACCUCGGCCCUGCACAUCAUCGUGGGGGACUCGCUGCCCAUGGACGUGUCCUCUGUGCACCACCACGGCGCGCUGCUGCGCUACUCGGUGUCGCUGCUGGGCUACGGCUUCUACGGGGACAUCGUCAAGGACAGCGAGAAGAAGCGCUGGAUGGGGCUCAUCAGAUACGACUUCUCAGGCCUGAAGACCUUCCUGUCGCAUCACUGCUACGAGGGCACCGUGUCCUUCCUCCCGGCGCAGCACACGGUGGGGUCUCCGCGGGACGGGAAGCCCUGCCGGGCCGGGUGCUUCGUCUGCAGGCAGAGCAAGCAGCAGCUGGAGGAGGAGCAGAAGCGGUCGCUGUAUGGCCUGGAGGGCUCGGAGGAGGUGGAGGAGUGGAAGGUCAUCUGUGGGAAGUUCCUGGCCAUCAACGCCGCCAACAUGUCCUGCGCUUGUCCCCGGAGUCCCCGGGGCCUGUCCCCGGCUGCCCACCUGGGAGACGGGUCUUCUGACCUGAUCCUCAUCCGCAAAUGCUCCCGGUUCAACUUCCUGCGGUUCCUCGUCCGGCACACCAACCAGGGCGACCAGUUCGACUUCACUUUCGUGGAAGUUUAUCGCAUCAAGAAGUUCCAGUUCGUGUCGAAGCAGGUGGAGGACGAGGACAGCGACCUGGGCGAGCGGGGGAAGCAGGGGCUGCGCCAGAUCUGCAGCCAGCACCCCUCCUGCUGCUGCAGCGCGGCCAGCAGCUCCUGGAACUGCGACGGGGAGGUGCUGAGCGGCUCCGCCGUGGACGUCAGGGUGCACUGCCAGCUGGUCCAGCUCUUCGCACGCGGCAUCGAGGACGGCCCGUAGGGAACCUGCGGCCGAGGCCCCAUCGCGUCGCCGCCGCCUCGCUGCGCGUGGAAGCGUGAAAAUGGGGAGAACGCAACCGACCGAUGACGUGGCUACGUACAUGCAGACUUAGAAGUUUAUUUUUGAUAGUUAAAUCUCGGUUUUAGAAACAAUACCUUUUGUCCACGGUUCUGUGGGCGCAUCGGGCAUUUCAGUUCCACGUGACUCUCUGGGUGGCAUCUCACUAACGACCCUCCCCCAGCCUCGCUGUGGACUGGGCGCCGGCUUCUGAGACUUCAUCCGCGCUGACGGCCGACUUAAAGACGGCCCGUUAGUGGCUCUGGUUCAGUCGCUUUACAGACAGCGUCGCAGGAGAGCCCUCCGUCGAUGCCACCCGUCUGGACAGGAGGCGCCGCCAUCACGCCGACCAGCUUUGCGAGACUUGCCUGGAGUUGUUCGUGGUCCCGUUCCAAACGCCGUGGGCUCCCGCCCCCGUCCCACUGGAGCUCGCCGUCCGGCACAUUCCUGCUCCUCCGGCUGUGCCCCGCAGGCGCCGCGCGCGGGGGCCACGCUAGCGAGGCACGUGGAGUAGUCGCGCUCUCCCCGCAGCCUCAGCCUGGCCCGCCGUCCUCGGUCCCGGACCAUCGCCGGCGGCCCUGGGCCCGCGGAGCCCUGCUGUGUAGUUAGAAACACCGAUGCUUGCAGCCAGGAGGCGCCCUUUGUGACGUGUUAGCUUCAGACCCCGUGGGCGGGGGGCUUGGGGGGGCCCCACAUUCCAGGGGCGCUUGGUGCCGCCUCCCGUCUGGGUUUGUUCUUUUCUGACCUUCCCUUUCAUUUCUACAUAUUUAUUGACCGUUUUGUCCUUUUAAA
Messenger RNA from Myotis daubentonii (Daubenton's bat), 3846 nucleotides. It is a transcript of the gene CERK, whose product is annotated as ceramide kinase. Gene Ontology annotation, molecular function: ceramide kinase activity. Bases 1 to 2997 code for a protein of 998 amino acids. NCBI's taxonomy places the organism in Eukaryota, Metazoa, Chordata, Mammalia, Chiroptera, Vespertilionidae. Gene Ontology annotation, biological process: ceramide metabolic process; phosphorylation. The record is from RefSeq and is a predicted model, not a curated record. The transcript is spliced from 18 exons.